Molecule: messenger RNA, 477 nt
Organism: Rangifer tarandus platyrhynchus (Svalbard reindeer)
Lineage: Eukaryota; Metazoa; Chordata; Mammalia; Artiodactyla; Cervidae
Source: the annotation of a GenBank genome assembly
AUGCGUGUGUCCGUGUGCCUGUGCAGUGUAGACCGUGACUGUGGACAGCGGAGCGUCAUAAACUCUAAGAAAUCGUCCAGGGCUACAGUAGUAUUUUCUGGUGUUUUUUUCUCACUGAAUUGGGUUGUAAGAUUCAUCAGAAAUCAGCCCUCCAGGAAGGCUGACUGCACCAACACCGCCUUGGGGUAUCACCUCGGGUGGAGCCGGCAGGAUUAUCAAGGCUGUGCCGCCCUCCUUCCCACCAACAAGCAGAUCCCUAAGCUGAACACCCCAGGCUGCAGGACCCGCCUCCCUGCACGCCCCUGCGUGGCUGCUGCUGGGAGUCUCCCCUGUGGCCACAGGUGGCUGGACCCCUGCCCGCAGUGUGUGCUCAGGGGCCUGGGCCCCAGCGCCAGGCAGCCCUGCUGGCUCUCCUCAGUCCUCGGCUCCUCGCCAUCCGGGAACACCGAACGUGUGGUUGGUGGGCACACGUGGUAG